This is a messenger RNA of Ostreobium quekettii, 6996 nucleotides long. The record is from the annotation of a GenBank genome assembly. NCBI's taxonomy places the organism in Eukaryota, Viridiplantae, Chlorophyta, Ulvophyceae, Bryopsidales, Ostreobiaceae.
AUGGCCCAGCCGUCGUUCGGGGGGGGCGGGGCUCCCGGGGGCAAGCCGCCGGACCUGAUGGGCCUGGAGGAGAAGGCGCGCAGGUGGCAGCAGCUGAACGCGCAGCGGUACGGUGAGAAGCGCAAGUUCGGCUUCGUGGAGGCGCAGAAGGAGGACAUGCCGCCCGAGCAUGUGCGCAAGAUAAUCAAGGACCACGGGGACAUGUCCUCCCGCAAGUUUCGGCACGACAAGCGCGUGUACCUGGGUGCCCUGAAGUUUGUGCCCCAUGCUGUGUACAAGCUGCUGGAGAACAUGCCGAUGCCGUGGGAGCAGGUCCGCCACGUGAAGGUCAUCUACCACAUAACGGGCGCGAUCACCUUCGUGAACGAGAUUCCUCUGGUAAUCCAGCCGGUGUACAUUGCCCAGUGGGGGACGAUGUGGAUCAUGAUGAGGCGCGAGAAGCGGGAUCGGCGGCACUUUAAGCGCAUGCGGUUUCCCCCCUUCGAUGAUGAGGAGCCGCCAUUGGACUACGCGGACAAUUUGUUGGACGUGGAUCCCCUGGAUGCGAUUGAGCUGGAGCUUGACAAGGACGACGAUGCCGCUGUGUACGACUGGCUGUAUGAGUCCAAGCCGCUGCAGUACACCAGGUUCACCAACGGGCCCUCCUACCGCAACUGGAAGCUCCCCCUGCCCAUCAUGGCGACGCUGUAUCGCCUGGCGGGGCAGCUGCUGAGCGACUUGCACGAUCGCAACUAUUUCUACCUGUUUGAGGUGAACAGCUUCAUAACGGCCAAGUCGUUGAACAUGUGCAUACCCGGAGGCCCCAAGUUCGAGCCCCUGUACCGAGACAUGGACACCAGGGACGAGGACUGGAACGAGUUCAAUGACAUCAACAAGCUGAUCAUACGAUCGCCCAUCAGGACAGAGUACAAGGUUGCCUUUCCUUACCUUUACAACAACAGGCCCAGGAAGGUGCGGCUCAGUCCCUACCACUACCCCAUGGUGAUGUAUAUCAAGACGGAGGACCCAGACCUUCCUGCCUUCUACUACGACCCCCUCAUACACCCGAUCGCCUUCUACAAGGUUGACAGGCUCGGGGCCGGCUUGGCGGAAGGCAAGGAUGGUGAAGAGGAGGUGGAUGACUGGGUGCUUCCAGAUGGUCUGCAGCCUUUUUUGGCUGCAACGCCCUUGUAUACGGACAACACUGCAGCCGGCGUUGCCCUCUUGUGGGCGCCUCGGCCCUUCAACCUGCGAUCUGCUGGCACCAGGCGAGCCAUCGACAUUCCUCUGGUGAACGAAUGGUUUCAGGAGCACUGUCCGCCAAAUUAUCCUGUCAAGGUGCGGGUGAGCUACCAGAAGCUGUUGAAGAACUACGUGCUGAACAGACUGCAUCAUCGGCCGCCAAAGAAUGUGAAGAAGAAGUACUUGCUGCGUGCGCUGAAAGCAACGAAGUUCUUUCAGAGCACUGAGCUGGACUGGGUGGAGGCCGGGCUGCAAGUGUGCCAGCAGGGGUACAACAUGUUGAAUCUCCUCAUUCAUCGGAAGAACCUUAACUACCUCCACUUGGACUACAACUUCAACUUGAAGCCAGUGAAGACUCUGACGACCAAGGAGCGCAAGAAGUCCCGGUUUGGGAAUGCGUUCCACCUGUGUCGAGAGAUCCUUCGCCUGACUAAGCUGGUAGUGGAUGCCAAUGUGCAGUUCAGGCUGGGGAAUGUGGACGCAUUCCAGCUGGCCGAUGGCCUGCAGUACACCUUCUCCCAUGUGGGUCAGCUGACAGGGAUGUACCGGUACAAGUACCGGCUCAUGCGCCAGAUCCGCAUGUGCAAGGACCUGAAGCAUCUCAUCUACUAUCGGUUCAACACAGGGCCUGUUGGGAAAGGCCCAGGUGUAGGGUUCUGGGCACCAAUGUGGCGUGUGUGGCUCUUCUUCCUGAGAGGAAUCGUUCCUUUGCUUGAGCGGUGGCUGGGCAACCUGCUGGCCAGGCAGUUUGAGGGUCGGCAGUCCAAGGGCAUCGCCAGGACAGUGACCAAGCAGCGCAUUGAGUCCCACUACGAUCUCGAGCUCAGGGCGGCUGUCAUGCAUGACAUCCUUGACAUGAUGCCGGAGGGAGUGAAGCAGAACAAGGCCCGCACCAUCCUGCAGCACUUGAGUGAGGCAUGGCGCUGCUGGAAGGCCAACAUUCCGUGGAAGGUGCCAGGCCUGCCAGCGCCUGUGGAAAACAUGAUUCUGCGUUAUGUGAAGCAGAAGGCUGAUUGGUGGACGAAUGUUGCUCACUACAAUCGCGAGCGCAUUCGGCGGGGAGCAACCGUGGACAAGACAGUUUGCCGCAAGAACCUUGGCCGCCUGACGAGGCUGUACCUCAAGGCAGAGCAAGAACGGCAACACAACUAUUUGAAGGACGGGCCAUAUGUCAGUCCAGAGGAGGCUGUUGGCAUCUACACAACAACAGUGCAUUGGCUUGAAUCAAGGAAGUUCUCGCCGAUCCCCUUUCCCCCGAUCAACUACAAACAUGACACAAAGCUCCUGAUCUUGGCAUUGGAGCGGCUUAAGGAGCAGUACACUGUUGCAGUGCGGCUGAAUCAGCAGCAGAGGGAGGAGCUGGGGCUUGUGGAACAGGCUUACGACAACCCACACGAGGCCCUGAACAGGAUCAAGCGGCACCUGAUGUCUCUCCGCCAGUUUAAGGAGAUCUCCAUUGAAUUCAUGGACUUGUACAGCCAUCUGAUUCCAGUGUACGAGGUGGAGCCUCUGGAGAAGAUCACUGACGCCUAUCUAGACCAGUACUUGUGGUUUGAGGCGGACAAGCGCCACCUCUUUCCGAACUGGGUCAAGCCCUCAGAUUCUGAGCCACCGCCUCAGCUUGUCUACAAGUGGUGCCAUGGGAUCAACAACUUGGCAGAUGUGUGGGAGUGUGGCAAUGGGGAAUGUGUUGUGAUGCUGCAGUCACAGUUUGAAAAGCUAUGGGAGAAAGUGGACAUCAUCAUGCUCAACAGGCUGCUGCGCCUCAUUGUGGAUGCAAACAUCGCAGACUACAUGACAGGGAAGAACAAUGUGGUGAUCACGUACAAGGACAUGAAUCACAGCAAUGUGUAUGGAUUGCUUCGUGGCCUUCAGUUUGCAUCCUUCAUCACGCAAUACUAUGUUCUCAUACUGAGUCUGCUGCUGCUUGGACUCACCCGGGCAUCUGAGGUUGCUGGCCCUCCUCAAUUGCCCAACGAAUUUCUGGCGUUCAGGGAUGUGGCGACUGAGACACGGCAUCCCAUCCGGUUGUUCAGCACAUAUAUAAACAGGAUUCACAUUCUGUUCAGAUUCACUGCUGAGGAUGCACGUGAGCUCAUUCAGCGGUACUUGACAGAGCACCCUGACCCAAACAAUGAGAACAUAGUAGGGUACAACAACAAGAAGUGCUGGCCACGGGAUGCGCGCAUGCGCCUGAUGAAGCAUGAUGUCAACCUUGGCAGGGCUGUCUUUUGGGACAUGAAGAACCGGCUGCCGCGCUCUCUCACAACAUUGGAAUGGGACAACAGCUUUGUCAGCGUGUACAGUCGUGACAACCCCAACCUCCUGUUCUCAAUGUGUGGUUUUGAGGGCAGAAUUCUGCCAAAGUGCAGGAUGGCUGCAGAGGGUUUCGCUAGCAAAGAUGGUGUGUGGAGCCUGCAGAAUCAGCGCACAAAGGAGAGGACAGCACAGGCCUUCCUGCGUGUGGACGAUGAGGCGAUGAAGGCAUUUGAGAACCGGGUGCGCCAGAUCCUUAUGUCAUCGGGCUCCACCACGUUCACCAAGAUCGCGAACAAGUGGAAUACUGUGCUGAUUGGUCUCAUGACGUACUUCCGUGAGGCGACGAUACACACACAGGAACUGCUGGAUCUGCUGGUGAAGUGUGAAAACAAGAUUCAGACAAGAAUCAAAAUUGGUCUGAACUCAAAGAUGCCUUCGCGCUUCCCUCCAGUCGUCUUCUACUCACCAAAGGAGAUAGGAGGCUUGGGCAUGUUGUCAAUGGGACACAUCCUCAUACCACAGUCGGAUCUCCGCUACAGUCAGCAGACGGACCUUGGGGUGACGCACUUCAGGGCGGGCAUGUCGCAUGAGGAGGAUCAGCUCAUACCAAAUCUGUACCGCUACAUUCAGCCGUGGGAGUCCGAGUUUGUGGACUCUGAGCGGGUUUGGUCAGAGUAUGCUCUGAAAAAAGAAGAAGCCAAGACGCAGAACCGGCGGCUCACUCUGGAGGAUCUGGAGGACUCGUGGGACCGUGGCAUACCACGCAUCAACACGCUGUUCCAGAAGGACAGGCACACCCUGGCAUACGAUCGUGGGUGGAGGAUCCGGCAGGAGUUUAAGCAAUACCAGCUGCUGAAGCAGAAUCCUUUCUGGUGGACUCACCAACGACAUGAUGGCAAACUGUGGAACCUGAACAACUACCGGACGGACGUCAUUCAGGCUUUGGGAGGCGUGGAGGGCAUAUUGGAGCACACACUGUUCAAGGGGACAUAUUUCCCGACUUGGGAGGGUCUGUUCUGGGAGAAGGCAUCUGGCUUUGAGGAGAGCAUGAAGUACAAAAAGCUGACAAACGCCCAGCGGACUGGUCUUAACCAAAUCCCCAACCGGCGGUUUACGCUCUGGUGGUCACCAACGAUAAACCGUGCCAACGUGUAUGUAGGCUUUCAGGUGCAGCUUGACCUCACGGGCAUUUUCAUGCAUGGCAAGAUACCCACUCUGAAGAUCUCGUUGAUUCAGAUCUUCCGGGCACAUCUUUGGCAGAAAAUUCAUGAGAGUGUGGUGAUGGACCUUUGCCAAGUGUUUGAUCAGGAGCUGGAUGCCCUGGAAAUAGAGACUGUCCAGAAAGAGACGAUCCAUCCUCGGAAGUCGUACAAGAUGAACUCGUCAUGCGCAGACAUACUGCUGUUUGCCGUCUUCAAAUGGGCAAUGUCGAAACCAUCCUUGAUGGCCGACACCAAUGAUGUGUUUGACCAGAAGGCUGGCACCAAGUACUGGAUCGACGUGCAGCUGCGGUGGGGAGACUACGACUCCCACGAUAUUGAACGGUACAUCCGAGCCAAGUUUCUGGACUACACGACCGAUAACAUGUCGAUCUACCCUUCUCCAACAGGUGUCAUGAUUGGCAUCGACUUGGCGUACAAUUUGUACUCCUCCUAUGGCAAUUGGUUCCCAGGAGUGAAGCCGCUCAUCAUUCAAGCCAUGGCGAAGAUCAUCAAGGUCAACCCAUCAUUGUAUGUGCUGCGGGAGCGCAUCCGAAAGGGUCUCCAGCUGUACUCGUCCGAGCCAACAGAGCCCUACCUGUCGUCACAGAACUAUGGGGAGCUGUUCUCAAACCAGACGAUCUGGUUUGUUGACGACACGAACGUGUACCGCGUGACGAUCCACAAGACGUUUGAGGGCAACCUGACAACGAAGCCCAUCAAUGGCGCGAUCUUCAUCUUCAACCCCAGGACUGGACAGCUUUUCCUCAAGAUCAUUCACACAGGCGUCUGGGCGGGACAGAAGCGCCUUGGGCAGCUUGCAAAAUGGAAGACAGCUGAGGAGGUUGCCGCACUGGUGCGCUCCUUGCCGGUGGAGGAACAGCCGAAGCGGAUCAUUGUGACACGGAAGGGCAUGUUGGACCCUCUGGAGGUACACUUGUUGGACUUCCCCAACAUCGUGAUCACUGGCUCUGAGCUGCAGCUUCCCUUCCAGGCUGCGGUGAAGCUUGAGAAGUUUGGAGACCUCAUCCUCAAGGCCACGGAGCCACAGAUGGUGCUGUUCAACAUCUACGAUGACUGGCUGAAGACCAUAUCUUCCUACACUGCGUUUUCGAGGCUCAUCCUCAUUCUGCGGGCGCUGCAUGUCAACCCAGACAAAGCUCGGAUGGUUUUGAAGCCUGACAGGACUGUCGUGACGGAGAAGCACCACAUCUGGCCAACACUGACGGACGAACAGUGGAUGAAGGUCGAAAUUGCUUUGAAGGACCUUGUGUUGGCAGACUAUGCCAAGAAGAACAAUGUUAAUGUUGGGGCUCUUACCCAGAGUGAGAUACGUGACAUCAUUCUUGGCGCAGAGAUAACCCCACCAAGUCAACAGCGGCAGCAGAUUGCGGAGAUUGAGAAGCAGGCGCGGGAGGGAGGGCAGAUGACGGCUGUCACCACACGCAGCACCAAUAUUCAAGGGGAUGAGCUCAUUGUUACCACGACCAGCCCUUAUGAGCAGGCGGCAUUUGCAUCGAAGACGGACUGGCGUGUGCGCGCAAUUAGCGCAAGCAAUCUGCACCUGCGGGUGAAUCACAUCUAUGUGAACUCUGAUGACAUUCGAGAGACUGGCUACACAUAUGUGAUGCCUAAGAACGUGCUGAAGAAGUUCAUCUGCAUUGCGGACCUGCGUACACAGAUCGCUGGGUUUCUGUAUGGCUACAGUCCUCCUGACAACCCACAGGUGAAGGAGAUUCGCUGCGUGAUGAUGCCUCCACAGUGGGGCAACCAUCAGACAGUCAACCUGCCAUACAAUGUUCCAGAUCAUGAUUACCUCAAGGACAUGGAACCUCUGGGCUGGAUCCACACGCAGCCCAAUGAGACGCCUCAAAUGGCACCCCAGGAUGUCACCCAGCAUGCCAAGUUCUUGGAGACGUUCAAAGAAUGGGACGGGGAGCGGUGCAUUCUCAUUACCUGCAGCUUCACGCCAGGAUCCUGCUCGCUGACGUCGUACAAGCUCACACCUGGUGGGUAUGAGUGGGGCCGCCAGAACAAGGAUGCCAGCACCAACCCUCAGGGAUACCUGCCAACUCAUUAUGAGCGAGUGCAGAUGUUGCUGAGCGACCGCUUCAUGGGGUUCUACAUGGUUCCGAAGGUCACAAGCUGGAACUACAAUUUCAUGGGGGUGAAGCACACACCCAACAUGAAGUAUGCGCUGCAGUUGGCAAAUCCAAAGGAGUUUUACAGCGAGGCACACCGCCCUACCCACUUCCUGGAGUUCAGCAGCCUGCAAGAUGUGGAAGCUGAGGCAGAUCGUGAAGAUCACUUCACGUAG